Scheffersomyces amazonensis is the source of this 3780-nucleotide messenger RNA. RefSeq names its product Muc1p (gene MUC1). The coding region runs from base 239 to 3622 and encodes 1127 amino acids. The transcript has a single exon. The record is from RefSeq and is a predicted model, not a curated record. NCBI's taxonomy places the organism in Eukaryota, Fungi, Ascomycota, Pichiomycetes, Serinales, Debaryomycetaceae.
AGUUAAUUGGAUACUGUCUACUCUACUGUCUACUAUCUACGAUCUCUGCGUUUGUAGCACCCUCACCGCACACCUCACUCCGCCUUUUUUAUAGGAGUAACAGUCGAGUAUGGAGAAAACAUCCAUGCUACAGUAUACAAGGCAUUUUUCAACACUUUUCAACUAUAAAGUCAAAGCCAUACUCCCUAUAGAAAAGUAUAUAGAUUGUCAAUUGAGUAACUAUAGUGAGUAGAAAGAUAUGUCAUUCUGGGAUAAUAAUAAGGACUCAUUUAAAGCGGCAGGAAUUGCCACUGUUAAGGGUGUUGGUCGAGGAGCUAAAGCCGUAGGUAAAGGAGGUUAUCAAAUGUAUAAGAAUAGAGAUGGUAAAAGUUCAGGUUCAACUUCAAAGGAGGGUGAAGCAGAAGAAGGAGAAGGAGGUCAACAAUUUGUGGCUGCUCCUUUACCAAAGGCUACUCCAGAUCAAUUGAAAACUCUUCCACCUCCACCCAAAAGGAAUGUAGGAGCUUAUGUUCCAGCAGAGAGAAAGUAUCCUUCCCCACCACCCCAGCAACAGCAGUAUAAUCAACAGCAGUAUCAGCAAUUUCCUCAACAGCAACAACAGCAGCAGCAGCAGCAGUAUGAGCCCCAACAGUAUCAACCACCUCAACAACCUCAACAACCACAGUAUCAGCAACCACCACAAUCCCAAUACCAACAGCAACCUCCUCAGCCUCCUCAAUACCAGCAAGUAGAACAACCACAACAGCAGUAUCAGCAACAGCAAUACCAGCAACAAUCUCAACCCCAGCAACAGUAUCAGCAACAACCACAACCCCCUCAACAACCUCAAUUUCAACAACAACCUCAAUUUCAACAACAACCUCAAUUUCAACCACAGCAACAAUUCCAACAACCACAGCAACAACCCCCUCAACAACCUCCUCAAUACCAACAACCUAUCCAACAAAACACUUCACAACAAAGCUAUUCACAGCCAAAUUAUGGAACUCAGCAACAAGCAGGAUAUGGACAGCAGGCACCAAACUUCCAAGAUCAAAACCAAUCCCAGAAUUCACAACCACCUCAGAUACCUCAACAACAAACGCAGCCACAAGCCCCACAAGCUCCACAAGCUCAGCUCUCAUUCCAAGAUCAAUUACAACAAUCACUCCUGCUGGCUAUUCUGCUGGGAGUUCAGCAAGGUGUGAAGCUGGCAGCUAGUGAUGCUAUUCAUCAACAUUUCCCAUCUCACCAGCAACAGCAACAGCAACCACCACCACAACAGCAGUAUCAGCAACAGCAACAGCAACCUACUCUACCACCAGCACCACAACAACAGCAGGGUAUUCCACCUCCUCCAGCAAGAUAUGAUUCUAAUCUGAUCCCUCUUUCUGCUCCUAAUGCAAGCACAAGUACAUUAACUUAUGAUUCUCCUUAUCACAAACCUCCAGUAAUUGAACAACCAGUCAACAAUGGAGCAUAUAAUCAAGCACAAGUUCCUAAUCCAAUCCCACCGGUUGCCCCAGCCCAGGUUGGAUUACCAUAUAAUCAACAACCUGCUGGUCAACCUGCCCCUCUCGCCCCUGUUGAAGAACCAAGAAAGUAUAAUUUUGGAAUCAGAAUGGAACUGGAAGAAGCUCCACCUAAACCAAAAACUCCACUUCCUGAUCCAACAUCAUUUGCUCCACCUCCUGUUCAUAAAGGUAGAGGGUCAGGGGGUAAUACUCCUGAACCAUCUAGAGUUGUGCCUAAUCAACCAACUUCUACUGGUCCAUCAUCCACUGGUCCAACUUAUUCGGGUCCAAAACCAACCAGUUCUGAACCUCCUUCAUUACCUACUAGAACCAAUCUUAUGGACUUUGAUGUGAAUAAAUUUGGUCCACCACCUCCAAAGAUAUAUAGGGGCCCUAAUGAUGCUGUACAACCUCCACGUUCAGCUCAUAUACCUCCUACUCCACCAAGAUCAACAUCUUCAAUUCCUCCACUUCCCACAAGAAAUUCAGCUUUACAAACUCCCACCCAUCCAGUGGAUCUGAACAGAGUAGAAAAUAAACCAAUUUCUUCAUUUCUUCCCCCUCCCAAGAUUCAUAGAGGUAAUACUGCAGGAAGCGAAGAUCAAUUACAAGCUAUUGAAUCUGAAAAAGUUCGUAAAGGUCCUCCGCCUAAGCCAAAGAAAUUAUCUACUAAAGUUGAAGAUGAAAGUGAUGAAGUUGAACCUCCAAUGCCUCCUAGACCAGAUGAUGUAGGAAUAGAAUUGAGUUCAAAGAAAGCUCCUCCUCCUAAACCUGUUAGGAAACCUUCAACUUUUUCUAGUCUUGGUCCUCCACCUCCAUACGCAGAACUUGCAGAGGAACAACAUGUUCAACAGCCAGUCUCAAGCAACAUUCAACCAAAUUUUGCAGCUCAGAUUGCAGAAAGGUUUGCUCAAACAUCAAUAAAUGAACCUGAAGUUGCACCAAUACCAAAGCCUAAAAAGGUCCCACCACCAGUGAAACAUAAACCGGCACCAGUUCCAACACCAGUUCAAGCACCAGUUCAAUCACCAGUUAGCGCUGAACCUGAACAAAUUGACUUUAGACAACUUUUAAAUAAACAGUUGCAGAAGGGUCCUGGUCUGAACCCAACUUCAACUAGUGUUCAUGAGGUUACAAAACCCAAGCCAGAAAUUCCUCAUAAACCUAAACCUCCAAUUCCUCAUAAACCUAAAUUAGAUGUAAAUCCACCAAUCAGAACUGAACAUGCUGAACCGGAACCUGUUCCUACUACAGUAAAUGCAAAUGCAAAUGCAAAUGCAAUUCCUCCACCUCCACCUGCAAGAAAUUAUUCUAGAUCACCAGCUAUGAUUCCACCUCCACCAGUGCGUACUGGUCCACCUAAUCUUAAUUUAGAAUUAGAAUCAGGAUGGUUUGCUAAUACAUCAGGGCCAUUACAAUUACCAAAAGAUUUACUGGGAUUAAAUUAUUCUACUUCAUAUCAAAAUUCUACCUUAGGAAAUAUAACUAACUAUGAGCGUAAAUUUAAUUUUAGAUUAAAAGAUUUAUCAAUUAUUAGAUAUAAAUUUGUGUGGACAAAUACUAAUGUUAGAAAUCCUCAAGUUGAAAUUACAGAAUUUAUACCUUCACCAAUUGAUAGUAAGAUUCCAAGUAAGAAUGAAUUAAUUGGUUAUAGUGAGAAAUAUGGUGAACAUAUUAGUGCAUGGUGUCAACAUCAUUAUGGUCAACAAAUUGGAUCUGGUGAAUGUUGGGAUCUUGCUAAGGAAGCUUUACUUAAAGGAUGUGGGAAACAUGCAUUUGUUUCUGAAUAUUAUCAUCAUGGAUAUCCUAUAUUACAAAUAGAAGGUAUUAAUGGAUCAGUAUCAUUAGUCAGUGGUACUCAACAAUUAGAUGAAGUUAGAAAGGGAGAUAUUUUACAAUUUAAAUCAUGUCGAUUUGAGAAUUCUGUAAGUCAUAGAACUCAAACAGUUGGAGCUCCUGAUCAUACUUCAGUGGUAUUAAAUAAUAAUAAUGGAAUCAUUAAAGUAGCCGAACAAAAUGUUAAUGGAGUUAGAACAGUCAUGGAUGGUGAAUAUAUCUUAAAGGAUUUAGUUCAAGGUAGUGUAACUGUUUAUAGACCAAUUGAUGCAAAUUGGGCCGGACAUUUAUAGGUGCAAAGAGACAUUUUGUUUUUUCUGGAACAAUGUCGCACAAGACCACUUCCAUUUCGAUGCCGCUGAGGUGCCUUAGUAAAAUAAAAAAAAAAUAAAAAAAUAUAUAGACAAAUUGAUUAUGUACAAUACUAAAAUAUUUCACAACCAUUAAUAAA